AAGAAGGAGGAGGCGGCGGCGGCUGCGCGCUCUUCGGCCUGACGGCGGGAGCCUCGCAAGGAACCUGGUUGAGCUCUGCAGAACCCGCGGGUCCGGACCCGGACCUCCGCGGUGCCCAGAGCUCGCCUGCCAUGCGGUGAUGUCGGCUUGGCCAGAGCCCCGCGGUCCGGGGGACACAGCAAGUUGGUGAGGGGAACAGGGCUCCGGACUAGACAGCGCACUAGCCGGCCGCUCCCUCUUGGAGUCUGCCUUUCAGAUUCUUGGUCCCCCGAAGAGAGACAAGGAGGACCUCAGGCUAGCACAGAGAAGCAGUGGCAGGUCGAGUGACACCCAGGCCAAUAGAUGAACAGACAGAAGCCAAAAGAUCCUUAAAGAGGAUGAGCGAGAGGGCCGUGUGGAACUGGAGCACGGGCUGGCUGCUGACGCUGUGCCUGGCCUGGCUGUGGGGCCGCCUGGCCUCGGCGUCCUUGCAGCCUCCAACUGCCACAGUCCUUGUGAAGCAGGGCACCUGCGAGGUGAUUGCCGCUCACCGCUGCUGCAACCGGAACCGCAUAGAGGAGCGCUCCCAGACGGUCAAGUGCUCCUGCCUCUCUGGCCAAGUGGCUGGCACCACGCGGGCAAAGCCCUCCUGCGUGGACGCUGCCAUCGUCCUGCAGAGGUGGUGGUGUCAGAUGGAGCCCUGCCUGCCGGGGGAGGAGUGUAAGGUGCUCCCGGACCUGUCAGGAUGGAGCUGCAGCAGUGGACACAAAGUCAAAACCACCAAGGUCACACGAUAAUUCUUGGAGGUCAUGGCCUGGAUAGGACAGGCUUGACCAAGCUGUGGACUGAUGGAUGGCAUCUAGUCAUCAUCCAGAAAACAUGGGAAAUCCCUUUCCUGGACACACGGCCCCAUGCCAAGUGCAGACUCCAUCUUUCCAGGGGCAUUUCAAAGAAGCCGCUCAAUAGAUCUGGAUGGGUCUCCAACCACAUACCUACUGAUCAGCCAGACUCUCCUGGGACACAGAAGGUCAAGGCACGACUCUUGUCCUUAAGGACUGUUCAGUUGAGUUGGGGCGUUGAUGACAGCCAAUCUAGAUCAUUUAAAUGAAAGUGUAUGGUACCAGACAGUAGCUUCUAGGCCACAUGCUGUGGACAUGGUGUGAUUUGAGAGAUGAGACUUCCAUAGCUUGUCAGCCACUCUCUGAUCAGGCAGCACAAAGAUAAAAAGUCACACUCACCACCCACCACCUCAGCCUUGAUCCCUAGCAAGCUGUUCACAUGUUGAACAAAAACACCUUCCUGUUAUGCCAGACCAGCGGUGUCUCCUUAGAUGGGAUUGAGUUGCCUUGGGGAAGGAAAAGAACGAUGAAGCCAAGCAACUUUCCAGCAGAACUUUGCAGAGGCAUGGCCUGGCUUGGACUAUUCGCUGGGUAUGGAUGGACCCCCAUUCAAGCACCAGAGGUUUCUGUUUGGCUGGUUGUUUUCACAGAUGAGGAAACUGAGUCCCAGAAAGACGAGGUAACUUGCCCAAGGUCCCACAGCCUGGACAGCCAAAUCUGUAAGACUGCUGACCCUCACUAGCAUGGAUGCUGAGAUUCCAACCUGGGCCUUCCAUGUUCGUUUUAUCUCAAGUUCCAGAACCUGUAGAGUACUAGCUAGGCAGCAGCCAAAUUUUUCUCUGGGGAUAUUAGAGCACAAACUUUUACCUGGUCCCUGUUCUACUAUCUGAAAUAAUCCUGAACACCCCAUACCAAGUGGGUGUGAGACCACUUGGUCUCCACUCUCCUUCAGGCCCCCAUGGCAGCACAGAGGUUACUUAGCCUGGUUACAGCAGGGGCGCUCUGCAAUGAGGCAUCCCCAUGACCUGCUCUGACCCCUCUCUGCUCAGGUCUGUAGGCUGUUACUCUCAGAAGCUCUGGCUGGUGGAGAGAGUCUGGAUGAGGUGUGGGCUGGUUAGGGUCCUCACCCUUCAAAGGCCUCCACUGGGCAGGAGGGGUGGCAGUCUGGAGCCUCUGUCCAGGAUCAGGUUCAACAGUCAGCUUCACAUCCAAGAUGGUUUGGAGAUGCUGCAGGCUCCAGGGACCCAGAGGCAGGGACUGCUUGGCUAUCUCAUCAGUGAGAACUGCAGCAUCUGUGACUGCUGGGAUCCCGCCAGCCAGGCCCUUAAGGAGAGUGCGUCAGAGAGACCAGCCUAGACCAUGCUGGGUUCUGAUCCUCAGAGAAGAUGGAUCAGAGGAUGGUUUGGGACUGAGUCUUAGUUCCUCCCUCCCUCCUUUCCUCCCCUUGCAAUAGAAACAAGACCAUUUGAUAUUCCCAAUUCUUUUUUUAAAAAAUAUUUUAUUUAACUUUAUUCAUUCAUUUACUUAUUUCAAUUU
Molecule: messenger RNA, 2354 nt
Organism: Tupaia belangeri chinensis (Chinese tree shrew)
Lineage: Eukaryota; Metazoa; Chordata; Mammalia; Scandentia; Tupaiidae
Gene: TAFA3
Product: TAFA chemokine like family member 3
Exons: 6
Coding region: 378-776 (132 amino acids)
Biological process (GO): negative regulation of microglial cell activation; positive regulation of microglial cell activation
Molecular function (GO): receptor ligand activity
Source: RefSeq, a predicted model, not a curated record